AUGGAUUCAAAACUGCAAUCGUUAACGGUUGCAAGAAGGCCGGAUUCCGGUGGCUCCGAAGGAACCAUGAUCGCCCUUUUAGCCAAUCAUUUCCUAGUCCAGUUCGAUCCCUCGCAGCGUAUUUACCAUUACGAUCUAGAAAUCUCCCCGAAUCCUUCCAAGGAUAUUGCUAGGUUGAUUAAGCAAAAACUAGUAGAAGAAAACUCCAGCGUUCUCUCCGGCGUCCUCCCGGCCUAUGAUGGCAGGAGAAAUCUUUUUAGCCCAAUCGAGUUCGACAAAGAUAAGCUUGAACUUUACAUCAACCUUCCAAUUCCGAGAAACAACUCUCCGAUGGCUGCAAAUAUUGAAGAUAGUGAAGAAAAAUUCAAGCUUUUUCGGGUAAACAUCAAGAUUGUAUCCAAUCUUGAAGGGAAGAAACUAAGAAACUAUUUGAGUAAAGGAGAUGAAUCGGUACCCCUUCCACAAGACUAUCUUCAAGCUUUGGAUGUCGUUUUACGCGAAAACCCCACGGAAAACUGUGUUCUUUUAGGCCGAUCUUUUUACCCGAAUUUAACAAGAAAAGAUCUUGGAGGAGGAGCAAUUGGAGUUCAAGGUUUUUACCAAAGUCUUAGACCAACACAACAAGGUCUUGCUCUCAAUGUUGACUUAUCGGUCACCGCCUUCCAUGAGAGCAUCGGAGUGAUUGCUUACUUGCAGAAACGUAUCCAUUCAUUGCACGAUCUUUCUGAGCGGAAAACGAGAGGUUUUAGCAGAGAAGAGAAAAAGGAAGCGGAGACCGUGUUGAAAAACAUACGGGUUUUUGUAUGUCAUCGAGAAACCACAGAAAGAUAUCAAGUUCAUAGCUUGACGGAUGAGCCAGCGGCAAACCUUCAGUUUCGAGAUCGAGAUGGGAAGAAUUUACAGAUUGUAAAUUAUUUUCGUGAUCAGUAUAACUAUGAGAUACAGUUCAGGAACUUGCCUUGCUUACAGACUAGUCGAAGAAGGCCAUGUUAUCUUCCUAUGGAGCUUUGUGUGAUUUGUGAAGGCCAGAAGUUUCUCAGGAAGUUAUCGGAUGAUCAGACUGCAAAAAUACUCGAACUGGGUUGUCGGAAACCAAAAGAACGGAAGGCGAUCAUCGAUGGAGUCAUGGCUGCACCCUUCAGCCCAUCAAGCGGAAAUCAAGCAGGGGAAUUCAACCUUCAUGUUUCAAGGGAGAUGACAAAGUUGAGUGGAAGAAUUCUGCAGCCUCCGAAGCUUAAGCUAGGAGAUGGAGGCAAUAUAAAGGACUUGAUCCCUUCACGGCAUGAUCGACAAUGGAACCUUGUCGGUAGCCAUGUGUUCGAAGGAACCCAAAUUGCGAGAUGGGCUCUGGUUAGUUUCGGUGGCACCGGUGACCAGAAGUCGACCAUCCCAAAUUUCAUCGAUCGGCUAACUCGAAGGUGUGAGCAAUUAGGGAUCUAUCUCAACAAGAAAACAAUCAUAAGCCCACAGUUUGAAUCAAUGCAAGUUCUUAACAAUGUGAAUCUUCUUGAAUCAAAGCUCAAAAAGAUCCAAAGAUCUGCAUCUAAUAAUCUGCAGCUUUUGAUUUGUGUGAUGGAAAAGAAACACAAAGGUUAUGCAGAUUUGAAGCGGAUAAGCGAAACCAGCAUCGGGGUUAUGAGCCAGUGUUGUUUGUAUCAAAAUCUUGCGAGAUUAAGCUCGCAGUUUCUCGCGAAUUUGGCAAUCAAGAUCAAUGCCAAGAUCGGUGGGUGCACCGUGGCUCUGUACACGUCGUUGCCAGCUCAGAUCCCGCGGCUUCUGACCCUCGAUGAGCCGGUGAUGUUUAUGGGUGCGGAUGUAACACACCCGCACCCACUUGACGAUUUCAGCCCGUCGGUGGCGGCUGUGGUCGGGUCGGUGAACUGGCCGGCAGCUAACAAGUACGUUUCCAAAAUGCGAUCUCAGACUCACCGGCAAGAAAUUAUUCAAGACUUGAGUAUAAUGGUGGAAGAGAUACUACAUGAUUUCGUCCGGGAGCUUUCGAAGCUGCCGAAACGAGUGAUUUUCUUUCGGGAUGGCGUGAGUGAGACGCAGUUUCAUAAGGUGCUUCGUGACGAAUUGCAAGCGAUUCGGGAUGCAUUUUCGCGUUUCACCGGCUACAACCCGCCGAUCACGUUUGCCGUGGUCCAGAAACGGCACCACACACGGCUGUUCCCUGCGGACCCGGUAUCUGGUGCUGCCCGAAACCAGUUUUCCGACGAGAACGUGCCGCCAGGCACGGUGGUUGACUCGGUCAUCACCCACCCGAAAGAAUUUGACUUCUAUCUAUGCAGCCAUUGGGGUGUCAAGGGUACUAGCCGGCCGAUACAUUAUCACAUUCUACGCGAUGAAAAUGAGUUCACUUCUGAUGAACUUCAGAAACUUGUUUACAAUCUUUGCUUCACCUUUGUGAGGUGCACUAAACCUGUCUCUUUGGUGCCUCCUUGUUACUAUGCUCAUCUUGCUGCUUACCGAGGCCGAUUGUACCUCAAUCAAACCGACAGGUCGUCGGGUUUUACAAGAAGUGGUUCACCGAAGACCACACCGCUCCCAAAACUCCAAGAGCGGGUCAAGAAUCUCAUGUUCUACUGCUGA
Molecule: messenger RNA, 2592 nt
Organism: Cynara cardunculus var. scolymus (artichoke)
Lineage: Eukaryota; Viridiplantae; Streptophyta; Magnoliopsida; Asterales; Asteraceae
Product: protein argonaute 7-like
Exons: 2
Coding region: 1-2592 (863 amino acids)
Biological process (GO): regulatory ncRNA-mediated post-transcriptional gene silencing
Cellular component (GO): cytoplasm
Molecular function (GO): protein binding; RNA binding
Source: RefSeq, a predicted model, not a curated record